Molecule: messenger RNA, 402 nt
Organism: Fragaria vesca subsp. vesca
Lineage: Eukaryota; Viridiplantae; Streptophyta; Magnoliopsida; Rosales; Rosaceae
Product: GDSL esterase/lipase At5g03610-like
Exons: 3
Coding region: 1-402 (133 amino acids)
Molecular function (GO): hydrolase activity, acting on ester bonds
Source: RefSeq, a predicted model, not a curated record
AUGACAACAACUAUAACUAUUUCAACGAAGGAUUUGUUAAGGUUAGGAUACUAUACAAUCAAGUCCCAAAACCUCUUGUUGCAGCAAGCUGUGGCCAAGCUGAACAGUGAAACCGAGAGUUCUUCGUUCAUCAUUCUUGACCUUUAUGCCUCGUUUACGCCAGUUUUCAAGAACAAAGCAGACCAUCUAGGAAGCAUAAAGUUUAAGAAGCCACUGAAGUCGUGUUGUGUUGGACAAAGUGAUUCAGAUUGGUGUGGUCGUAGGUAUGAUAUGGACGGGAGCCCUAUGUAUACCGUCUGUGAGCGUAACUCUGCUUUCUUUUGGGACGACGCUCACCCUUCCCAGCAGGGCUGGACCGCUGUGUAUUCCAACUUGCAAGCUACGCUUCAGCAACUCUACUAA